Molecule: messenger RNA, 1401 nt
Organism: Didymodactylos carnosus
Lineage: Eukaryota; Metazoa; Rotifera; Eurotatoria; Philodinida; Philodinidae
Source: the annotation of a GenBank genome assembly
CAUUACUUUAGAGUUGAAAAUGUUCGACGCUAUGAGAAACAGUUGCAACAACAGCAGCAGCAACAGCAACAGCAGCAGCAACAGCCUCAUCAACUACAACCACAGUCCGUUCAACAUACACAAUUUAAACUACCCGAAACAGUCAAUUGGGCUAGACAAGCUUCAAAUGAUACAUUUCAACAUAAACCACAAAUGAAUUUUGCUGAUAUACAGAAAGAAGAAGAAUUGAACAUGAAAAAUCAACCCAAAACUGAAUCACAACCAAUUUUGCAACGAUCCAAAAAGGAACAGUCACAAGCGCAAAAACCAAAUUCAUGGGCACAAACAUUAUUUUCAUCAUCGUUAUUGAACGAUUACGAACCAUCUGACAGUUUACUCCAGCCUCCACCGUCUGCAUCCGCUACUGCAACAUCUAAUAUUCAAAAUUACAAUCAACAAGCAACAUCUGCGGUACUAUCCAUUUUAAAUAUUAAUCCGAAAGCUAAUGAAAAGCGUGAUAAUAUUAGUCAACGUUCGCCUCAACCUGUCUCAAACUCACAAAAAUCGGCCUGGAACACAAAUAUGAGUCUUACCCAAAAAUCAUUACAUGAUAUACAAAUGGAACAAGCAGCAUCAAAUCAACACCAACCUGCAAAUGAAUUACCAUCAUCGAAUCAAAAACAACAGCAGCAGCAUAUUUUCAGUCAAGUUGGAACAAGUUCUGGAGGAUUUAGUUUUUCAUCGACGCCACAGACCGGUCAAGUAUCAGGAGCAACACCAUGGGGCAUAUUUCAACAGCCCCAACAAUCUCAUCAACAACAGCAACAAACAGCAUUUUGGGAAGAACAACUAAAACCUACUACAAAAAAGUUUCAACCAUCAUCUACUCCAUGGACGGAUUCCAGUAAUUCAUCGUCAUCAUUACGUCAGAAUAAUCCGCAAUCAUCAUCAUCAACUCGAAAUACUGAAUUAUCUAAAGUUGAAAUGGAAACCAAAAAUUUGUUCGCCACGGCACGUAGCAUUGAUGCAUUAUCUAAAUGGACUCAAGCUCAAUUUGAACAUAAUUCGCACGCUGUCGAUGUUCCAACGUUGGUAUCGCUAUUGAAAGAUAUCGAUAAUGUUGAUGAAAUUGUUGAAUAUGUGCAACCUUAUAUUAUGGGUUCAACGGACAAAGCUGCACAAUUUGCAAAAGACUUUGUUGCUAAACGAAGACAAUUACAAAAUGCAGAACCAAACCUUGAUGGUCAAGAUUUAGAUGAAUUAGCUAUGUCAACAACUGAUGAAGGCUUUCAAUUUGCAUCAUCGAAUGGAAAUAAGAAAAAACAAAAAAAAAUGAAAGGUCAAAAAAUCGAUGUUAAACAACUUGGCUUUACGGUACAAAAUACAGAGAAUCGUGGUGAAAUUGAAAAAGUACCAAUGUGA